Rhizopus microsporus ATCC 52813 is the source of this 405-nucleotide messenger RNA. Its product is annotated as epsilon subunit of F1F0-ATP synthase N-terminal domain-containing protein. Gene Ontology annotation, biological process: proton motive force-driven ATP synthesis. The record is from RefSeq and is a predicted model, not a curated record. The annotation marks the transcript as partial. Gene Ontology annotation, molecular function: proton-transporting ATP synthase activity, rotational mechanism. NCBI's taxonomy places the organism in Eukaryota, Fungi, Mucoromycota, Mucoromycetes, Mucorales, Rhizopodaceae. The transcript is spliced from 4 exons.
GAAGCCCUUCGUUUGACCUUUGUUGUUCCUCACAAGGCCAUCUACAAGGGUACCACUGUUCAACAAGUUAACUUGGCCGCCACUUCUGGUGACAUGGGUAUCCUUGCCAAUCACGUUCCUUCCAUUGAACAAUUGAACCCUGGUAUUGUCGAGAUCAUUGAAAGCGCUGAAAUUACCAAGAAGUUCUUUGUCUCUGGCGGUUUUGCUACUAUCAACCCCGAUAGCUCUCUCAACAUCAAUGCUGUUGAAGCUGUUUCUCUUGAUGAACUCUCUCUUGAACGUGUUCAAACUGCCCUUGCUGAAGCUCAACGUAAUGCUGCUAAUGCUGCCUCUGAAAAGGAAAAGGCCAUUGCCAAGAUUGAAGCCGAUGUUUAUGAAGCUCUCCAAACUGCUUUGACCAAAUAA